Bemisia tabaci is the source of this 1350-nucleotide messenger RNA. Its product is annotated as catalase-like. Gene Ontology annotation, molecular function: catalase activity; heme binding. Gene Ontology annotation, biological process: hydrogen peroxide catabolic process; response to hydrogen peroxide. NCBI's taxonomy places the organism in Eukaryota, Metazoa, Arthropoda, Insecta, Hemiptera, Aleyrodidae. The record is from RefSeq and is a predicted model, not a curated record. Gene Ontology annotation, cellular component: mitochondrion; peroxisome; cytoplasm.
AAGGAUGCAAAUAUGGUGUUUGAUUUUAUUACCUUAAGACCAGAGACAACUCAUCAAGUCAUGUUCCUAUUCGACCGAGGCAUUCCAGAUGGUUACCGCCACAUGAAUGGCUACGGCUCGCACACAUUCAAGUUGGUCAACGAUAAAGAUGAAGGUGUCUACUGUAAAUUCCACUGCAAGACGGAUCAAAAAAUAAAAAACCUUCCAGUCGAGAAAGCUGCACAACUCGCAUCAAGUGACCCUGACUACUCUAUCCGAGACUUAUAUAAUGCCAUUGCUACAAAAGACUUUCCCUCUUGGACCAUGUACAUUCAAGUCAUGACAUUCCAGCAAGCCAAGAGUUACAGAUGGAACCCAUUCGACCUCACAAAAGUUUGGCCACAUUCCGAUUUCCCACUAAUCCCUGUUGGCAAAUUGGUACUGAACCGUAAUCCUGAGAACUACUUUGCAGACGUUGAGCAAGCUGCGUUCAGCCCCUCUCAUUUGGUCCCAGGAGUUGAACCAAGUCCGGACAAAAUGCUUCAAGCUCGACUUUUCUCCUACGCAGACCUUCACCGUCAUAGGCUAGGGGCCAACUACUUACAGUUACCGAUCAACUGCCCGUAUCGCAGCCGAAUUUCAAAUCAGCAAAGAGAUGGACCUCAGUCAUACUACAACGAAGGUGGUGCACCAAACUACUAUCCUAACAGCUUCAGAGGGCCUGAACCAAGUGGCCAUGCUGCCCUCUCCAAAUCCUCUGUUUUUGGCGAUGUUCAAAGGUAUGAAACUGGAAAUGAUGACAAUUUCUCUCAAGCAACAUUAUUCUGGGAAAAGACUCUGAACGAAGAAGAAAGAUGCAGGCUUGUAGCCAAUCUUGCCGGACAUUUGAAAGAAGCAGCCGAGUUUAUUCAGGAGCGAGCAGUCAAAAACUUUACCCAAGUACACCCAGACUUUGGUGAACAACUAGCUAAAGCAUUGAAAAUCACCGUCACUCAAAAGUCCAGCCUCUAACUUCAUCCUUCAACCAACAUAAUUAUUUUUUAAAAUUCUAAAAGGUCCACUUGGAAUCGUGCAAGUUAUCUUUUUAUGGCAUUUCGUGCCAUCAAGCAAUUUUAAAAUUGUUUCGUAUUUUUUUAUCAACUACUUAAUGUUUAUUCAUAAUGUAUCAGCUGUACAGUUCUUAUAAUCACGUUUCCCAGCAGUUGUCAGAAUUGUGGUUCUUGAUGCAACGGUGAUUUGUAGUGCAUAAUUGAUUUUUUUAAGACCAUCUCAGUUCUUUCUCAGGUUUUUAUACUUCUAUUUUUAUUUUUGGUAAGUGUUGUUUUUACCUGUAAGUUGAACUCAUCAAAAUAAAUGUAUUGUUAAUUUUUA